This is a messenger RNA of Portunus trituberculatus (swimming crab), 3243 nucleotides long. RefSeq lists its product as uncharacterized. The coding region runs from base 71 to 1897 and encodes 608 amino acids. The record is from RefSeq and is a predicted model, not a curated record. The transcript is spliced from 11 exons. Lineage: Eukaryota; Metazoa; Arthropoda; Malacostraca; Decapoda; Portunidae.
CGUACGUCAGGCAGGGAGGUACUACGUGAGCUUGGACAAAGAGGAAAGUGAAAAAUGUGCCCUAAAGAACAUGACGGUGGUAUGCGACGAUGUAGGAGGUACCCUCAACCCAUAUUGUACUCAUAACAUGUCGCACCACUGUUUCCGUAAUCAUGGCCUAUGGCAAAAUAAGGUUCCCAAGAAGUGCUACAACACCCUGUCUCAAGAAGAAGAAACAAGUGUGUGUGAGAUUGAGCUUGUUAGACAAACAAAUCCUCGGUGUGGCUCGAUCAGGCCACAAUAUAGCACCCCGCUGAAUGAACCUCUGGUCCAGCUUCGUCUCUACCACUUCUCCUCUUUUAUUUGGGAGAGUGAGGCACUGGUCAACCUCACCUUCCCUAACCCGACAUGGCAGGAGCUUGAGUUCCAGUCAUCGGUGAUGAGCUCUGGCAUGAAACCCCAAUGCCUCAACUACACCUUACACCAGCCAAUCAACAGCACUCUCAUGUUUGACUGUCGCUUCCGCACCAAGAAUAUCAACAAAACCCGCUCCAUUAAGCUCACUGUUCAGACUGAGAGUGGUCACGGCGCCACUUACAUCUACCAGUUGCCCCUUGGCCGCCACAUCAAUCCACAGAAGACAUGUCCUACUGAGUGGCACACCUUCUUCUACAUCCACAAGGAUGCCAUCCAGCGCUUCCAGCCCCUGCCAGUCACUGUGCAGUCGGCACCCUUUGACAUGGUGGAUUACAAGGUGUCGCUGGGAAGGUGCCCUGUUGCAGAAGAUGAGGAGUGUAGCAAAUUUGUUGAGGUGGAUCAUGUGAUUGUGACAAAGAACACAAGUGAUGAUCUGUGGACCGUUGAGCUGUCUCCUGCGAGAAAGGGUGGGGACUACACCGUGAGGGUACAGAUUGUCUCAGACUGGUGCCACAUGUCCAGCAGUGCAGAGGGUUGCCACAUUGCUAUGUCACCAAAAUUCAUCAUUCCCAGUGACAUAACAUGGGUUGUUUUGGUAAUGUCUGUUAUGUUCAUCAUCCUCUUCAUCAUCUGUGUGCUCAUCAUGAUCUUUACUCAGCGCAGAGUGAACAAGAAGUUCUUCAGGGAGCUGGCCACCAAGCAGACCACCACUCUCUUGGCAUACCACCCAGAGAGUAAAGCUGUUCUCAACUUUGUCCACAAGCUGGCUGAGUUUUUGCAUAACUCGUGUGGCAUCACCCCACUUAUGAUGGACAAUGGGGUGUUCUUGGAGAACCCAACCACCUGGAUGAAGACUCACAUGAACUCAGCCAAUCGUGUGCUCUUCAUUAUUCCCAUGAAAGCUGAGGCGCUGAGUUGCACACCCUUCACGUCCCAGUGGGUCACAGCGAUGAGUGAGUGCUCCGGGUCAGACUUUAUUGCCAAUCCGGAGCGUGUGAAGUGUCUGGCCAAACUGGUGCAUCCCAAAAGUGGUGUUGUGCCCUGCGAGAUCAGAAACAUUCAGCGAUUUGAUUUGAGUGACAGCCCAGCAGCCCUGGCCAACUGGCUGCACGGUGGCUCCUACCUCGACCAGUUCUUCAUCUGGCUGCCCUACUUCAGGUCAGCUGUCUGCAAAAAUGCCACGCCAAGCUGGGCCCAUGUUCGGCUGGCAGCACAGAAGAUAGGCCUGCCAUCCACAGAGACAGAAGAAAGAGAGAGGUCCUGUCCCUCUUCACCUUCACUUAAUGUCAACAUGGAUGGUAAGGGUGGUGGUGGUAAUGAUGAUGAUGAUGAUGAUAAGGUUUUUGUUGAUGAUGAUGAUGAUGAUGAUGAUAAGGUUUUUGAUCCAGAUAUUCCAAAUGUUAAUGAUAAGCUGUGUGAUCCGCAUCAAAUGAGUGAUCCUCCUCCUGUGGACUGGGAUGAUGAGGAUUUUGAGUUAUUUGUUGCUGAAGGUGCUGGCUAGUCCUCUCAAACACUUGGUUAUCUUUUUGAGGCCACAGUGGCAACCUGCCAAAUUCUUAUGGGCGUUUUUCUUCCUACUAAGUGUACGUACAUACCUUGCUGAACUAUCACUACAUUUAUGGAAACAUGCUUAAACUAUGACAAAACAAAAAAAAAAGAACCAUAACUUCCACUGCAGCAUGUUAAACUAUUCCUAGAAUUGUGAAAACACCCUUGAAAACCCAAAUAGCUUCCACUGUAGCUUAUUUAUCUAUUGCUAGAAUCUGAACAAAAUCCUCACAAACCCCAGUAACUUCCACCGACAUCUAUUUAAAAAGUAUGUGGGAAAAAAAGCUUUGGUGUUUAUGAAUAUAAGCUAUUUUAAUAAUUAUAUCAAGGCUGUAUGGUGUUUACUCUGUUUGAGAGCAUUAUGGGAGAACAGACAUUUAUCUUCACAGAGGAUAAACAAACAAAAUGAAGUUCUCACGUCAUUUUAGACUUGGAAUCUCUUGGUGAUGGAGAUGUGUGGGAAAAGUGGUAUUUUAACCCCUUCAGUACCAUGACGUGUUUUCAUAUUCAUUCUUCUUACCGUUUGGGGAUUUUACACAGCAUCAGAAACUUAUGUGGCAAUUAAAAUAUCAAAAACUUUGUGCAUUAAUGUUGUGACUUUCAUAGACCUUCCUAAUGUAAAUAAAAUCAUCUAAUCGUACCCAAACUCAUGGUAAAAACGCAUCCUAGUACUGAAGAGGUUAACCUUAUUGUAGUUUCAGAAUCUCUAAGGAAUGACAAUGAGGGAGGAAGGAUGGUGUCCAAAUAUUUUCAUCCCGCAUAAUCUAAUGUUCAAAUCUAGCCAUUAAGAAGGAGAGAGAGAGAGAGAGAGAGAGAGAGAGAGAGAGAGAGAGAGAGUCUUAGAACCUCUUGAUGGCCAGGCUCACAUCACCACCCCUCAGGUCACCACAGGGGGGGCAGGUGGCAGGGUUCCUCAGCUCAACACCACUGGUGGUGGUGGUGGUGCUCAGGAGAGGUGCCUGUGCCAGCUCUCCUAUUGUGAGUGCUGCCAUGACUACAGGUGUGCCUCUCAGGACCUGUCCUCUCCUGCCACUGCCCUCACCUGUAAAGAAAUGCCUAGUUAUGUUUUUGUUUCUAUUUUCAAAAUUUUUAAAAUUUGUGCAUGUAUGUACUGAAAGUGAAAAUGAGAUCCCAAGUGGCGGUAGAGGAAAUUAUGGCUAGGAAAGGGAAGCUAGCCGAUGAUACUGAAUACAAGGAUAUACGGAUAAAAAGAGUUAUGAACUUAGAGAAGAGGGAAAAGGAGAAAGUAUUAAGAAAUGAAGCUAAGGAAAAAAAUGAGAAAAGGACAGAGAUCGAGAA